Molecule: messenger RNA, 2195 nt
Organism: Prunus persica (peach)
Lineage: Eukaryota; Viridiplantae; Streptophyta; Magnoliopsida; Rosales; Rosaceae
Product: UPF0481 protein At3g47200
Exons: 1
Coding region: 225-1808 (527 amino acids)
Source: RefSeq, a predicted model, not a curated record
UAUAUACCAAUCUUCCCAUUCAUAUAAAGUCAUUCAAGUGUACUUGUUUCUAAAAUAAGCUUCUAUUUUCUUGAAGCCCAAGUGAUGAAUUUCUGUGGCAUGUUGUUCUAUAUAUAAAUAUGCAUGACAUCCACAGAUUAUUCAGGCCAAAACAAAAAAGAAAAAAAAGAAAAGAAAAGAAUAGCAACAAAUAUUCAUUUCGACAAGCAGCAGCUUGAAAUUAAAUGGCCCAAACAAAUGAAAAUGUAGUUUCCAUGGAGAAGGAGCUGUCUGUGAAGCAAGUCACAAGAAGAGGUGGUGGGCAAGUAAGCAGAGGAGACCAAGACCAACCUGCAGAAAUUGAGCAAAGUUCGAGAGUGAGUAUUCCUAGGGAGGAGAGACUCAAAAAAUUUAUGGAAGAAGCAGCUGAAGAAGAAAGGUCAUCAACUCAAAAUGCCAAACCAAAGAUCCAAAGGGUUCCCUUCAUGCUCCAAGAUCACAAAAAUUUCCAAAAAUACUACGAGCCAAGGGUAGCUGCCAUCGGUCCUUUCCACCAUGGUAAACCAAAGUACGAGCAGGCAGAGAAAGUCAAGCGUCACUUAGCUGCGAACUUUGUCAAAGACAGUGGACAGAAUGAAGCAGAUUUGCUCAAGAAGGUUGAGGAGAACAUCAAGAGACUAAAGGAGUGCUAUGAUGAGGAAGCAACAAAGAAGUAUGAUGAUGAUUCCCUCGCGUGGAUGCUGUUCGUUGAUGGGUGUUCGACGCUGGAAUUCAUAUACAAAUAUGAAAAGUUAGAAUCUUUUAAGAUCAAAAGAGACCAGGUGGCCUUUGCAGAACAGGACAUGUUCUUGCUAGAGAACCAACUUCCUUAUCAACUCCUGAAGCUGCUGAUGAGCUCGAGCAGCAAACAUGAGGAAUUGAAGGAGUCAAUUGAGAGGUUUGUUCAGAUGCACGGCGUUGCACCACCAGAUGAGAACCAGAAGUCACAACAAGAUGCACGAAAGCCGGAACAAAAGCCACCACAACCGGGAGCAGGCUUAGCACGACCCGGGCAACAUCCUGCAGUCACAAACAUAAAUAGGGAAGAGAAUCAACAUUCUCAAAGCAUAGCAAUAACCAUCAAACCAAAGCCAACUGAACCAGAGCCAACUCAUCUUCUUGAGCUUCUGCUGACAAGAAUGCUAGGAUAUGCACCUAGAAAAAGUGAGCCAAGUGUCAAUCUUGGUGCCCAAUCUUUUCGUAAUGUACAAGAGCUUCAGGCAGCCGGGAUCCAUUUUAGGCCGAGGAAGGAGGGCAGCUUAUUGGGCGACAUAGAUUUUAAGAGCUAUAUAUGCUGUGGGUUCCUUUAUCUUCCUAAAAUAAAAGUAGACGAUUCUAUGGGGCCUAAAUUCAUGAACUUGAUAGCCUACGAAAUGUGUCCCGAUUUCCAGAACGAUUUCGGGGUCACCUCUUACAUAAGCUUCCUGGAUUCGCUCAUCGAUCAUCCGGAUGAUGUGAAGCAUCUGAGGAAAAAGCACAUACUUCGAAACUUACUUGGGAGUGACGAGGAGGUGGCUCAACUCUUCAAUGAGAUAGGCACUGACUUGGUGCCUAACAAUGCAAUUUACCGCAUUGUUAAAAGUAAGAUAGAAGAUCACUACCAGACCAUGUGGAAGAAAUGGGUGGCUCAAUUCUUUCAUGAACAUUUCAGCAGCCCCUGGACUAUCCUGGCUUUCAUUGGUGUUCUCUUAGGGCUUGGGAUGACCGCUGCUCAGACUUGGUACGCCGCCAAUUCUAGUACCCCUCCAUGUGAGGCCUUACUUGAGUACCUGAAAGCGCACAAGUACUAAAAGGACUACGUACUUCAGCCUUUUUCAGGUACUAAAAAUACAUUUGCUGCUUUGCAAUUUGUGUGCUGCAAGGUUCUGUACGUCCCCCCAAUUACGACUUCUUCUAGAGGUUUUCACAAGUCAUAGCUUCUCAAGGGUCCUCUCUCCAUUUGGUAUUUUACUGUCACUAUCAGCAGAUGUGACUAAAAUAGGGCAAGUUGAACAUGUGUGCUUUUUCUCUUAAUUUGGUCGAACUUUUUCUUUGAUUUUAGUUGAAAUUUGUGUGUAACAUGCUUAUUGUAAGUUGUCAUUUCAUAAUCGAUGUGAUUCUCGGAUAAAAAAAACAAUAAAUAAAUAAACAAUUUGUGAUCAAGUGUGGGCCUUUGUUGUAAUUAACAUGUUGGAAGC